AUGGGACCCGAGGCGGCUGCCGAGACAACUGCAAGCGAUAAAUGCGCCGCUCGCUCUCGGUGGCUGGAGGCGAGGCUUCCUUGUUCUAGGCUUGCUGGUUAUAGAAACUCGGUUAUGUGGAGUUCUCGCAGCGGGAGUCCAUGGAGGGACAGGCAGUCGGCAGAGGUGGAGUGCGUAUCAGGAGGUAGGGAGGGGUGUGUAGGAGCCCCGAAUUGUUUCCAGGUGGUUGCCAUGGUGCCCCCGAGAUGUAGAGACCCCCUAGAAGUCUGCGGCAAUGGCCGUGUCGAGGCCUCUGCCGCCAAGGGGGGCGACUGCCGGUGGGCUGCGAGUUCAUCUCGCGUUGCUCGCUUUCUGUUGGUUGCUGCUGACGAUUUUUGCUGGGAGGACGGCUGCCAAGUAUCCUUUUCCAGCGCCACGCACGCCUGGUCGCCAGGAAAGUGCUCAGGCUUUGGGGGGUGCAGCAGGCGCGCCAUCACUAGGCGUGGUGCUGCUCAACAUGUUGCAACUGCUGCCGAAGACUCUGCAACCGAAGGAGCGGCGUCAGUCCCUGGAACCCCUUCAGUCUCUGAAACCCCACCAGUUUCUACGCCCCCGUCGAAUGUAGUCUCGCCGGAUCCACCGCAAGUCGCGUCCGUGUCUGCUUGCGCUGCGAGUCGCCCAGAGGAGUGGCUGGCUGUCGUGCAGCUCUUGCACGCGCCGUCUCAUGCCGUUGCUGCCGCAUUGGUGCAAGAGACCCUCCAGUGUCUCCUGUGGGGUAGCGAUAGCGAGAUCCAGGUCGUCUACGAGCUCAUUACGCCCAAUCAAGAGCAGCUGCAGCGCCUCGAGCAGCAGCCAGGACUCAAACAAGCCUUAGAGGAGGGUGCUGUGCAGGUGCACAUUUUUUUCGAAGAUCGCGGCGUGUCAUCUGCGAACCUCCAACGCAGCAGCCUUGAAGCUAGCAGCACAAGGCGAGAGCGAGGCCUUGUAUUGAUUCGAUCGCUAAAAGACGUUGCAUUUGCCGCCGAUCUCGUGAUUCCAGCGGCCUCGCGCCGAUCCGAUGGCGCUGCUGCAGUUCGUAUGGCAAGCCAAGCGCUGGAGCAACAGAAGCUGCACCAGCAAGGGUUCCCACAGCAGGCGGUGCUUCUGCAAAGAUGUCGCGCUGCCCUUCCUCUGCGACGUGGAAUCCUUUGGAGCUCGCUCCUCUGUGCAGAGGCCACGGCAAAGCUCAGGGAAAAGGCGGGCGAAGACGCUCUUCCAACGGCCGUUCAGGCAGUCGAGGCUGCUCCCCUACUACCGCUCUCCUGGUGCACGCUGGGCCAUGCACUUCGCCUUCGAGGUCGGCUGUGGGAAAGCAACUGCUGCUACAAGACGGCAGAAAGCCUGGCUGCGGGUUGUGCUGCAGCAGCGACUCCGAAAUCUUCGCCGCGUGCUGCUAUUGCCUCCAUCGCUGCUGCUGCUAUCCCUGCAAGGCUUACCGAGGCCCUUGAGCGAGCUCUGAGGAGGGCCAAGUUGGAUCCGAAGGAGCUGCGCGGCGCGCUGCCUACUUUGUUGCAGACAACGGUAGAGGCCCCGUGGGGCUUUGCUGUCGACGCAAAUCCUCAGGAACUGGGAGGUUCGUACAUCGCAUAUGUGGUCGAAGGCAGCAAAGCAGACGAGGCAGGCCUUAUGCAAGGGGAUCAGAUAGUGAUCGCGAACGACACCAGCGUGCUAGGUGCCCCUUUUAGCAAGUGUCUCCAAGCCUUGCGCACUCGGCAGGUGAUCAAACCCGAACAGCCUCAGCAGCAAGUACAGCUGCUGCCCCUGAAGCUCGACGUGUACAGAGGGGCCCUUCCCCUCCUGUACAGCGCCCCCGGGCUCGCGAUGUUGCAGCGCCUUGAUGCAGUUGCAGAUAUGCUCGGGAACGAAGGUGAAAAGGCCAACCAGAAGGAGGCACUGCUCACCCACGUGCCAGCAGGAAGCCUUAGAGGCAUCCUCCAGGGGGGUAGCUUUGGGGCCCCGCAGUUGUUCUAG
This is a messenger RNA of Cyclospora cayetanensis, 1989 nucleotides long. RefSeq lists its product as uncharacterized. Lineage: Eukaryota; Apicomplexa; Conoidasida; Eucoccidiorida; Eimeriidae. Gene Ontology annotation, molecular function: protein binding. The record is from RefSeq and is a predicted model, not a curated record. Bases 1 to 1989 code for a protein of 662 amino acids. The transcript has 7 exons.